Molecule: messenger RNA, 1113 nt
Organism: Eruca vesicaria subsp. sativa (arugula)
Lineage: Eukaryota; Viridiplantae; Streptophyta; Magnoliopsida; Brassicales; Brassicaceae
Source: the annotation of a GenBank genome assembly
CUCUUCUUCUUCUGUGUUCUGUCCCAAACCUUUGGAGUCUGUUCUCGCUAGAACCUAACCUUAGAUUCGGCCAAUUACAUUACACACUGAGAGAGAUGCUGCGAGUGGCAGGGAGGAGGCUUUUCUCUGUCUCCCAGAGAUCAUCUACCAAUGCUACGACCUCCUUCGUCCUCUCCCGAGACCAUUCCCUCUCCCAUGGCCACGACUCCAGAUCUCUCCCCUCUUCUGAUCUCUCUCGUUUCGCUUCUUACCAUAGAAGCCUUCUAAGAGGUUUCUCAUCUCAAGUCCUUACGCAAGGUAAUGAGGUAGGUUUUGGUUCGGAACCAGCCACCGUCGAGGCUGUUAAGACACCUAACUCGAAGAUUGUUUAUGACGACCAUAACCAUGAGCGUUACCCGCCUGGUGACCCUAGCAAGCGUGCAUUCGCCUACUUCGUCCUCUCCGGUGGGAGGUUUGUAUACGCCUCUGUUCUCCGCCUUCUUGUUCUGAAGCUCAUUGUCAGCAUGUCAGCAAGUAAAGACGUCCUUGCCCUUGCUUCCCUCGAGGUUGACCUCGGAAGCAUCGAACCGGGAACUACUGUUACAGUGAAGUGGCGUGGAAAGCCUGUCUUCAUCAGGAGAAGAACAGAAGAUGACAUCAAACUGGCAAACAGUGUUGAUCUUGGAUCUCUGAGAGACCCUCAAGAAGACUCAGUCAGGGUCAAGAAUCCGGAAUGGUUAGUGGUUGUUGGAGUCUGCACUCAUUUGGGAUGCAUCCCUUUGCCGAAUGCUGGUGACUACGGAGGUUGGUUUUGCCCCUGUCACGGAUCACAUUACGACAUCUCUGGAAGGAUUAGGAAAGGUCCUGCACCAUACAAUCUGGAGGUACCAACCUACAGCUUUUUGGAAGAGAAUAAGUUACUCAUUGGUUAAUGACGAAUGUCUUGGUUUUUGCUGAAAAAUAAAAAACUUGUCACAUUUAUUGAACGUGUACUUGAGCUCUGUUUUUCCAUCCUUGGUGAAAGACUCUGUUCAUACUCUGUUUUUUUUUGUUGUAUACGAUUGGUAUCUCUUAAGUUUCUAGGCGUCAUCAUCACAAAUUUAAAGUUCUAAAUGUUUACAACAAGUAGUUCCG